AUGGGGGAAGGGGUGUGGGUGGGUGAAUGGGUGGAUGUGAGGGUUGGGGGGUGGGAGUAUGGGAGAUGGGUGGGGGGGUGGUGGGUAUAUGGGAGGAUGGGUGGGUGGGUGGGUGGGAGUAUGGGAGAUGGGUGGGUGGGUGGGUGGGAGAUGGGAGGAUUGGGUGGUGGGUGGGUGGGAAGGAUGGAGGAUGGUGGUGAGGUGGGUGGAGUAUGGGAGGAUGGUGGUGGUGGGUUGGGGAGGGGGAGAGUAUGGGAGGAUGGGUGGGUGGGUGUGGAGGAAGGGGAGGAAGGGGGGGGGGGUGGGGUGGGUGGGGGAAGGGGAGUUGUGGAGGGAGGUUUAGUAUGUGAUGGGAUGGGUGGGAUAUGA
Molecule: messenger RNA, 369 nt
Organism: Knipowitschia caucasica
Lineage: Eukaryota; Metazoa; Chordata; Actinopteri; Gobiiformes; Gobiidae
Source: the annotation of a GenBank genome assembly